Dioscorea cayenensis subsp. rotundata (Guinea yam) is the source of this 2783-nucleotide messenger RNA. Its product is annotated as glutamate receptor 2.8-like. Bases 40 to 2628 code for a protein of 862 amino acids. The record is from RefSeq and is a predicted model, not a curated record. Gene Ontology annotation, cellular component: plasma membrane. Gene Ontology annotation, molecular function: ligand-gated monoatomic ion channel activity; signaling receptor activity. The transcript is spliced from 5 exons. NCBI's taxonomy places the organism in Eukaryota, Viridiplantae, Streptophyta, Magnoliopsida, Dioscoreales, Dioscoreaceae.
UUUAAAGUUGAGAAGUUAAUUAAAUCAGUUUGGAUUAAGAUGCAAAAGGCUCUUGAUAUUUUUGUUAUAUGUUUCUUGCUCUUAUUUGGUGUUCUUAGUGUUGAGGGUCAUAGUGUUGGAGCAAUCUUGAACUAUGGUUCUCGUUCGGGAAGAGAAGAGAAAGUGGCAAUGGAGACGGCCAUUGAAGAUAUCAACAACCUCACAAAUCAAGGAUUGGUCCUACAUACAAUGGACUCUAGUGGAGAUCCUUUGCUAGCUGCCUCUGCAGCAAUGACUAUGAUCAAUGAGCAUCAUGCUAAAGCACUCAUAGGACUAGCAACAUGGCAAGAAGCAUCAUUUGUUGCAGAGCUUGGAACAAGAGCACAAGUACCAGUUCUCUCAUUCAUUGGAACCUACCCUCCUGCAGCUACAGGCCGGUGUCCUUUCUUAGUCCCUCUUGCUCACAGCCAAGUCCUUCAGGUGAAAGCAAUCGCAGCAAUUAUUCGAUCAUGGUCUUGGAAGAAAGUGUCCUUAAUUUACGAAGAUGUUGAAUACACAGCAACUACCAUUAUUCCUUAUCUUGCAGAUGCACUUGGAGAUACCGAUAUCUACUCUAGAGUGGCUCUAUCAUCUUAUGAAUCUUCUUUCUCUGAAGAAUUAGAAAUGCUUCGGUGUAGGCAAUCCAGAGUCUUUGUCAUCCACACUUCAAUCCAGUUGGCUACUCGGUUGUUCGCAGAGGCAUACAAGAACGGGAUGAUGAGUGAUGGUUAUGUAUGGAUUACAACUGAUGCAAUUACUAGUAAACUAGACCAUGUGAAUUCUUCAGUCAUUACUUCAAUGCAGGGAGUCUUAGGUGUUAAGAACUACUUCAAACCAAGUGCUCAGACUAGUGAUUUUAUUAAGAGAUUUCAAAGAAGGUACCAUUCGGAGUAUCCUAAAGAAAAGAGGAGAGAACCCCAAGUAUCUUCAUUCACAGCAUAUGAUACAAUAUGGGCAAUUGCAAAAGCUAUGAACAAAACCAAUGUGAGUGAAGAACUCAAGAAAGUGCAGAACAACUCUGUUAAUGGUCCAUUAUUUGUUGAAAUCUCUAAAGAGGGCUGGUCUUUAUUGGAUGGCAUCAAACGAAGUAAUUUUACAGGAUUAAAUGGUGAAUUUAUCUUUAAAGACGGUAAAUUUUCUCUUGUAAAUGCAUUUCAAAUUGUCAAUGUGGUUGGGAAGAGUUAUAGAGAGUUAGGCUUCUGGUUACCGGAUUGUGGGUUUUCAAAAAAUUUGGAGAGCAAAGAUGGUAAUGAAACAUCAAUGAAGAACUUAGGACAGGUGUAUUGGCCUGGAGGACCAUGGUCUGUUCCUAAGGGAUGGGUAUCCCCUACAAGUAACAAACCAUUAAAAGUUGCAGUGCCUGCUAAAGCUGUAUUUCCUGAGUUUGUGACAGUGAAGAAAGGAAGUGAUAACAAAACAUUGGCAGAAGGGUUCUCGAUCAAUGUAUUCAAGAAAGUCUUAGAACAACUAUCAUAUCCCUUACCUGAUGAUUUCAUUCCUUUCAAUUGCUCAUAUGACAGUUUUCUUGAAGAUGACCAAAUGCAGAAUUAUGAUAUUCUCGUUGGUGAUACAUCAAUCUCAUCUGGUCGAUAUAACUUUGUCGAAUUCUCACAACCUUACACAGCCUCAGGUCUGGUGUUGGUGGUGCCAGUGAAAUCAGAUUUAACAGACAAAGCAUGGAUAUUCUUGAAACCAUUCAGAGGUUCAAUGUGGGCAUUAACUGCAAUUGUGAGCAUAUACAAUGGUAUGGUUGUUUGGAUGAUUGAAAGAAGUUGCAAUAUGGACUUCCGAGGCUCCUUUUGGAAUCAAUCUGCUGCAUUAUUCUGGUUAUCCUUCACUACAUUGUUGUCCCCAGGUGAGAAGCUUCACAGCAAUUUAUCAAGGUUGGCAAUGGUGGUGUGGCUCUUUGCUGCAUUAGUGUUAACAUCAAACUAUACGGCUACACUGAGCUCAAUGCUCACCGUUCACCGUCUAGAGCCAAGCCUUGUGAAUGUAGAUUCAUUGAAGAGCAGCAAUGCUGUUGUUGGUUGCAACAAUGGCUCAGUGGUUGGUAAAUACCUCGAAACGGCGUUAGGAUUUCAGCAUAAAAACAUCAAGCUAUUUAGCUCAGGGGAUGACUACUAUCAAGCACUCAAAAAUGGCAGUAUUCAGGCUGCUUUUCUCAGAACUCCCUAUGCAAACUUACUUCUCUCCAAGUACUGCACGGAGCUCAUUUCCACUGGUCCAAUCUUUCAUGUUGGAGGUUUAGGAUUUGUUUUCCCAAAGGGUUCCCUUCUGUUGUCGGACUUUUCAGAAGCAAUUCUUAAGAUUUUUGAAAAUGGGAAGCUUGAAGAGCUAGAAAAGGCUAUGCGCGCUAAUUACAGUUGUUCUGGUGUGGGAGUGAAUGCUACUGAUGUAGAUGGGUUGAGUCCUGAAAAUUUCUGGGGACUUUUUCUUGUAACUGUUGGCAUUUCCACAAUUGCUUUAGUUGUGUAUGGUCUUUGUCUCCAUAAAAAUGAAUUGAAAUGUCCAGGAAAAUCAACGGAGGAGGCGAAGAACAAAGCAGUUGAAUUUGUUUCUGGUGCAGGUGAUGAUAAGCAAAGAAAUGAGGUUCAUCCAAAUGAAUGGUGAUGCAAGACACAUGACAGUAGGUUUGUGCAUUUGGAAAGAGUAUAUAUGUUAAAAGUGUCAUUUUUUAUUGUUUACAACUUCUCCAUUUUGUGAUUUGUUUAUAGAAUGUAAGUAGUAGACUUGUUUUAAUAAAUAAAAUUUUUUUAUUAUCCUUA